AUUACAUCGCUGUGAAAGUGACGCUGUUGCCAUCAGAGUAGUGUGUUCCGGGAAAGUGUGUAGAUCUUUAUUAAAUGUUUGUGUCUCCUGUCUGUCUCUGUGGUGUUUUAGAUUUUAACAGAGGUGACGGGCUGUUGGAGGAGAUGCAGGCCGGGACACACUCACCUCUGGACGGUUAAACACGCCGCGGUCUCUCCGGUCCCGCUGUUAUGGAGGAGCCGCCGGGGAGCGUGGACGACCUCCAGCCUCAGGACCUCUCCACCUCCAGCCUCCCCGCUGUCAUUGACUUGACAAUGGGAGGAGAGGACUGUGUCCUAAGCCCCGCCUCCCUCAACAGCCUGCGGAGGGUCUCGAGACCCGCCCUGUACCACAAUUCAGCAACCAGCAGCCCCCCCCCCUCAGGCAUCACGCUCCAACCCGGGGAUCAGAUCCAACCGGACAACGCCUUCUCCCACACCACCGUCACCCUGUCCUACGUGAGCAGGUCUCAUGUCUACUCCACCCACGACUCCCUUUCCUUCAGCGUCCCCCCCGUCAGCAGGCUGUCCCUCCACCCCCCCUGUGACCCUGAGAAAGGACCCGGGGAGACACUAAACCAGCAUUACGUGGAGCAGGGGGAGGGGCCGAUGGACCUCGCUGCUCAGACUCUUCUUCAGUCUUUGUCUCAGGCUCAGGGGGGAGCAGGGACGGAGGGGGGGGGUUAUCUCACACAGCGGAGUCGUGAGGUUAACGGCGGAGACAUAACCUGUGGCGUGGACUUGGAUAAACAUGUUGAGGAGGAGCAGAGGACGUGUUGGGGUCUGGAGAACGGUAGGAAAGACACCUGGUCCGGUCCAUUAGCUGGGGCUGAAUCGGAGCAGGCGGUGGUCCAGGGCAGCGGGGGGGUUAGAGACCUGAACGGGGACUACAGGAGUACUCUGGAGGACCCGGUGUCUCCCUCGCCGGAGAGCGUGGAAGAAGUGUUCGUCAUGCCUCACGCCUCCUGCUCCCCCAGCGGAAACAACUCGUACCUGGAGACGAUGAAGGAGGCUGUGAGGGACGGCCUGAGGACAGGGGGGGCGGGUACCACAGGGUUAGAGUCAAGUGAUAAAAAUAAACCGAGACAGAAGGUGGAGAUGAUCGACCUGACGGAGGACGAUUCAGAAAAUCAACCUCAGACUGUCGCUCACGUUAACGGGAACACAAAGACACUACAGAGGACGCUAAAAGGAAAGAAAGUGUCCCUGCGCUCCGGCAGAGGGACGCGCUUAGAGUCUAUAGUGAUGAACAUAAACUCCAACAGGUAUGAAGUUUCAGGAUGUAUUCGCACUAAUAAAAAAACACCUCAAUCAGCUGUGAGUGAUUCCGAGUUAGCUCAGAGGACGGACGGCGUGUCAGGAGGGCGGAAGAAAAGGAGAGCGAGUGUUUCUCUCUCUGGAAAAACAAAAGAAGCUGUCAGUCCGAGGAAAAGAGGUCAAAGUGUCAACAGUAAGAACUGCAAAGUGUCUACCUCUGAUCUGAAAUCAUCAAGAACUCUAAACAGUCACACAGCCCUCGGUUUAGAAACACAAAGAAGGAGGCGGAGCUUCUCUCUCCCCCUGAACCCUCAGGAGGAAAUCACGUGGCGAGAUCUCCAACAAAACCCUCUGGACGCCCUCCGCCUUCAUCAUCAAAAACUCCAUCUCCAAAGAAAGGCAGAGGUAAAGCUGCAGGUCAGAAAGCGUCUCCGGCUGCUAAGACUCCUCGGAGGAAGAGGAAGAAGCAACACACACCGAGCUUCUCCCCGUCCUCCUUGUUCGCUCCCAAAGAACCCGAGAUCAAACUGAAGUAUGUGAACUUCAGGGAGGAGAGGAGGGAGCUGAGGGUGGACACUUUCUCUCCAUAUGUGCGUGUGGAGCGUCAGCCGUCCUCGCCGUCGCUCUGCUCGGUGAUAAACUACCCUGAGCAGGUCCAACCGCAGCACAGGAAGCAGAAGUCUCACCUCACCUCCUUCAUCUCUGCGGCCAUCCCCAGCACGUCCUGUCUGCUGCUGGGCCGGGCGUCCACGCACGGACAGCACCGCCGCUCGCUUGUCUGCUGCCUGUGUGGACGCUCCGCCAACACCAUGGACCUGGGUGACCUCCACGGACCCUACUACCCAGAGGGCUACCAGCUGGGAACCAAAACCAAGACCAGCAUCAAAGAGGACGAGAACGGCUCCAGCGACUCUGACUCAUCGUCCUGCAACGUCAGGGGCCGGGGGAGGAAGUGUCCCUCCACACAGAGGCCCCUCAGCACCCAUCAGAAGAGCCCCUGCUGGACCGGGGACAGUACGGGCAGCCCUGCGACGAAGCGGGCACGGUCUGCUGCUGGCUGUGCAGACAUGGAGGACUGGUACAGCCCCCCUGUGCUCCCCCUGGAGCCCUGUGAGUACUGGCUCCAUGAGGACUGUGGGAUCUGGUCUGCAGGAGUGUUCCUGGUGAGGGGCCGAGUGUACGGGCUGGAGGAGGCGGUGAGGGCGGCGAACGAGACGACGUGUUCAGCCUGUCACCACUCUGGAGCCACACUGGGCUGUUUCUUCAAAGGCUGUCCCAACAACUAUCACUACAGGUGUGCUCUGCAGUCAGACUGCAUCCUCAUUGAAGAAAACUUCUCCAUGAAGUGUAAAAAGCACAAGAACAAGACAUUCAAAGCUCCUCCAGGGACCCGCUGUGACGACAGGUGACAGCACUAACAGAAGCCUCAUGAGACGAUCUCCUCGCCGUCCUGCAGGGUCUCCUCUCCAUCCUGCAGGGUCUCCAUCCUGCAGGGUCUCCUCUCCAUCCUGCAGGGUCUCUUCUCCAUCCUGCAGGGUCUCUUCUCCAUCCUGCAGGGUCUCUUCUCCAUCCUGCAGGGUCUCCUCUCCUCGCCUCAUGUGGACCUGGAAUCUUCUGACAGACAGCUAACACCGUGAACCUUAACUGCACCAGUCUCCUGAAAACUGAAACACUCACACACACAGUGACAUGCUUUGUUUGUGUUAUCUCUUUAUUUAUAUAUUUUUUUUUUAUGUCAGGAUUAAAUAUGAAUAACAAUCAAAGAUAUUUAAUUUUCUAUAAACUGUAUUUGUUUUUAUUUAUUCCUGCAGUUUGUUCAGCGGAUGUCAAAGAGGUGUGAGUGUGUGUUUAAGUUAUUGGUGAAGAAUCAGUUUAUUUAAUUUAAAGACUGGACGGCUCAGAGAGCACACUGACAGGACGGGGUACCAACAACAACAGGACAACAGAUUAGACAUAACACCUUUAGAGCAGAAACACCUGAAGGUGCACUGACUGACGGCCCAGCUCAAGGUGAAAGACCUCUGACGUCUGGUUAAAGAGGCGGCGUGAAGAACUUCUGUUUAACAUUUCAGACUUUGUUUCACAGAGUGUGAAGGACAUGAUUUAGUGAUUGAGGAGACUCUUGGGUUGUAUGACAACAUACAUGUAACAUCUGUUAAGAGGAUAAAUUUCAAAGUCCUAGACUCCUGAUAUUUGGGUGGGUUUAUUCUCCUGCACACCUGUCUGAUGAAAUGGACUGAGUCAUGUGUUUGAAUGUACUUUCCCCCCCCCCCUCCAAAAGAACUUUGUGCUACUCCGCUCCAGCUGCAGUAUUACCUUCAUCGCCGCCGGUGAGCUGGUCAAUGACCCGCUCCGCCUUCCUGUUUGUUCAGUAUGAUCAGUGUUGCUGUAACAUCUGAGUGCACUUCUGCACACAGCCAGUGGGGGCAGUGUGGUGCUGUCAGAGAUUAGGGCAUGAGCUGUUACAUGUGUACUACACACACUCUCAGAUGCAUUGAAGUCGUGCCAUCGUUUAAUGAUUUUAAAUGUUUUAUUGUUUUAUUUGUGGUUGCAGUGAUUUCACGAGCAGCUGUGUGAGUGCCUGAGAAUUAAUCUGCAAUGAUUUAUUGAAAUCUGUUUUUUUUUUAUUUUGUCUUUGUUCAAAGUUUGAGUCAUUUUGUGUCUGCGUGUAUCUCAGGGCUGAAUCUCAGAUCUUCGAAUGAUUUAAAGUGAUUUUUAUUUCCUUAUGUUUUCGACCGGACAAUAUUUUCGUCUCAGGCGGUUUCUCUCGGAUCGUCACAUUCCAGCUCCUCCUCGCCGCCAGUGAUCUUUAAGUUGAACUCGGACUCGAGCUGCCAACGCCGCUUCCUCUUUUUCACGCUCUUUUUAUUUCAUGGAAGCUUUUUGUUGGGUCGCCUCUCUGAGCUGCAGAGGUCAGGAUGUAACUUCCCAAAAUAAAUAUUUUGUUCAACA
Messenger RNA from Labrus bergylta (ballan wrasse), 4226 nucleotides. RefSeq names its product transcription factor 20. Lineage: Eukaryota; Metazoa; Chordata; Actinopteri; Labriformes; Labridae. The record is from RefSeq and is a predicted model, not a curated record. Gene Ontology annotation, biological process: regulation of transcription by RNA polymerase II. Gene Ontology annotation, cellular component: nucleus.